Molecule: messenger RNA, 1683 nt
Organism: Ichthyophthirius multifiliis
Lineage: Eukaryota; Ciliophora; Oligohymenophorea; Hymenostomatida
Exons: 1
Source: RefSeq, a predicted model, not a curated record
AAUAUGAAAUGUUCCCAAUAAUUUUACAUGGCUUUUUCAAAAGAAAAUUUACAAACUGACCCGAAAUGAAUUUUACUUUAAAGUCCAUUUUUUAUUUAUUUCAAAUAAUGUUCCAUAGUAUUAAUUAAUAGUUGAAAAAGUUCAUCUUCAACCCAUUUUUAGGUAAAAAGUAAAGGGAUAAUUUAUGCAUUUAUUGGAGUAAAAAUAAUAUUAAUAAGUACUCCUAAGAGAUCAUUUAUAGCAUUUUUAAAUUUUUUAAUAAUUUCAUUAAUAAAAAUAUUAUCAACUCUAUCUAAAUAGCUUUCUUCAGUAUUUUAAACAUAAGAAAGUGCCUAAUUUUUACUUUCAGCAGCAUUUAAAGUACAUUUAUAAAAAUUGUUAACACAAAGCAUUACUUUGCACAUGAAAAUAAAUGUAUCUUAUUCUUGUGUAAUUUCCUUUAGUUAAUUUUUUAUUUUUUCCAGUUCUAUAUUAAUAAUUUAUUAGCUUAAAUUUUCUGAAAUAGACCUUAAAUAUUCUAUAAACUAACUUAUUUCUAGUUUUGGACCUAAUGCAUCAAUUUAUCUAUUUAUAAGUUAAAAAAUGUCCACAGGAUAAUUCCCUUAUAAUUCUUUUUUUUUUCUUAUUAAAGUUUCUAUAGCUUCAUAUGUUUGGAACUCCAUUUUAUCAUUUUACAUGCAUUAAUCUAUAUAUUCUUGCAUCAUUCCACGUAAAUGAUUUUAAAAAUGAGGCAUAAAUUAUAAUGCCUUUGUUUUUAAAUACAUAUAAUCUAGUGAAUCUAUUCCUGCUUUUGAUAAUAAUUCUUAAUAGGAGUCUAUCCAAGUCAUCAAGUUUAAUAAAAUUCCAUAUGAAUUUUUUAUUUCUUCCUCAUUUUCUAAAUAAGGCAUUAUUCGUUUUUCUAUAUUAUAUCUAUAUCUUGAUUCAUAAACUUAAAAUAUAUCCCAAUUUUUCGGAAAGCAUUUUGUUACAUAAUCUAAUACUUCUAAAAGAUCACUGACUGUAAAUUUACUUUUUUCGAGUACUUAUAUUACAUCAGAUAUGCCUUUUAAACGAUUAUCGAAUCUUUCGUCUAUACAUUCGUUUAUUGUAUUUAUAGCUUUUAGUUUAAAUAAAGGAUUUCGAUUCUUUGAAGUCAAUAUUCGGUCUCCACUUUCAAUUAUUUUUACUACUUGUAUUAUUUUAGAUGGUUCUGAUUUUGAUAAAUGAAGUGCAUUUUUUAAAAAAUCAUUGAAUAUAGUUUAAUAAAAUGAUUGCUCGAAUUCUGAAAGCAUUUCGAACUCUUUGAGGAUUUUAUCCAUUUCUUCAUUGUUUUAUUAAUUUGAGUUGUUUUGGGUUAAUUUUUGGAUUAAAGUGUCUCUUAGUUCACAUAAAGAAAUUAAUUUUAAAUGUAUAUAUUCAAAAUUUCCAUCUUCUUUAAACAUUUCUCGCAUUUUUUAUAUUUACUUUUUUAUGUUAAAAAAAAAUUUCAUUUCAUCUAUUAAACUAGAUAUGUUUUUUUUAUAAGUCUAUAGUUUUUUGAAUUUUUCUAAAUCCUGUUUAAAUUAAGGGUUUUUUUCGUAAUCUUUUUAAAGUAUAUUUAUUGAUUUUUAACAUUCAAGAAUAUUUUCUUUAUUUUUUUUUAUAAAAUCUUGAACUGUUUAUAUUCCUUCCACUUAUUUUUAGAUUGAUGUUGUUAUUUCACUA